GGACGAGCUGCGUCCUGCGAACUGGGGGCGCAUUCCCUGCCGACCAGCUCGACGGAGGGCGUCAUUGUUGCCAAGUCCUUAGAGCGAAACGCCAGAGUCUGCUCUCAGCGUCGGCCAGAUCAAUAGAGAGCGCGGCCCGAUGUGGAGCGAAGCCCGCUAACGCCUGCUGCAACGUGUUUCGCGCGAGUGUAGUGCAAGUCGGUUCAAGUGACGACGGCAUGUGCCACGUUUCGGCCCCGACGGGCCUCCUCAGGACCCUGGACUAGCAGCAUGCCGCUCGGGGAGGUGUGUCAUAUCUUGGCGGUCUGUGUCAUGAAUGCGGUCGCUACAGACAGACAUUUUCAAUUAGUUUGCUCGUUACGGAUCAACUAGAAAUAUGAAAUAAUGAACUGGGCACAAUGGUUUGGAGCGGCGGUAUCAGUCUUUGAGUUGUUAAUCUUCGGCGUGAACGUGGUAGGUUCUUCUGAAGGUAAUGUACUGCACAUCGGCGGCAUAUUUCCGAUCGCUGGCGAAGGAGGAUGGCAGGGAGGCCAGGCCUGCAUGCCAGCCGCCAACCUGGCGCUCGAAGACGUCAAUGCGAAGAAGGACCUGUUACCCGGCUACACCCUCAAGCUGCACAGCAACGACAGCGAGUGCGAGCCCGGCCUCGGGGCGAGCGUCAUGUACAACCUCCUCUACAACCAACCCCAAAAGCUGAUGCUGCUCGCGGGGUGCAGCACGGUUUGUACGACGGUAGCAGAGGCAGCCAAAAUGUGGAACCUAGUCGUGUUAUGUUACGGCGCCAGCUCGCCGGCACUCUCGGAUCGAAACCGUUUUCCCACCCUGUUCAGGACCCAUCCUUCGGCCACGGUUCACAACCCGACCAGGAUCAAGCUGAUGCGGAAGUUCGGCUGGUCCAGGGUGGCCAUACUGCAGCAGGCAGAGGAGGUCUUCAUAUCGACGGUGGAAGACCUGGAGGCCCGUUGUUCGGAGGCUGGCAUCGAGAUCGUGACCAGGCAAUCCUUCCUAUCGGACCCUACCGACGCUGUCCGUAACCUGAGGCGCCAAGACGCCAGGGUCAUCGUUGGACUUUUCUACGUCGUCGCUGCCAGGCGAGUUCUGUGCGAACUAUACAAACAGAAUCUGUACGGCAUCUCUUACACGUGGUUCUUCAUCGGGUGGUACGAAGAUGACUGGUUCAUAAGGAAUCUGGAGAGGGAAGGCAUAGAAUGCACGCCAGAACAGAUGAGAGCAGCAGCCGAGGGACACUUAACAACGGAGGCGCUUAUGUGGAAUCAGAAUUUGAACGAGAGGACGAUAUCCGGGAUGACAUCCGAAGACUUCAGACGUCGAUUGAACGAUGUUUUAAGGGAUGGUGGCUACGACAUCGAUGGUGGUCGAUAUCCGGAGGGGUAUCAAGAGGCCCCGUUGGCCUACGACGCUGUUUGGUCGGUGGCAUUAGCAUUCAACAAGACGAUGGACCGGCUCCACAAGUACGGCAAGAGCCUGAAGGAUUUCAAUUACAACAACAAGGAAAUAGCUGACGAUAUCUACUCUGCGAUCAAUUCGACACAGUUUUUGGGAGUCUCGGGAUUUGUGGCCUUCAGCUCGCAGGGAGACCGGAUAGCUUUGACUCAGAUAGAGCAGGUCAUAAAUGGAAACUACAUCGUGCUUGGAUAUUACGAUACCCAGGCAGAUAAUCUCACAUGGUUCGAUCGUGAAGUAUGGCGUGGUGGAAAAGUGCCUCAAGAUAGAACAAUUAUAAGAAGAGUCUUACGAACAGUUUCCCUGCCUCUUUUUAUAUGUAUGUGUAUCAUUUCCAGUUGUGGUAUCAUCAUAGCCGUCAGUCUGAUGGUGUUCAAUAUUUGGAAUAGUCAUAGGAGGGUGAUCCAGUCAUCCCAUCCAGUGUGCAACACCAUAAUGCUCUUCGGCAUCAUCGUCUGCAUGACGUCCGUAUUUCUACUGGGAUUGGACGGUAGAUUCGUUUCCCCGGAAACUUAUCCGUCGAUCUGUCAAGCCAAGACGUGGAUGCUGACGAUAGGGUUCACCCUAUCCUUCGGCGCGAUGUUCAGCAAGGUGUGGAGGGUACACCGACUGACCACCAAGGCCAAAAGCGACCCCAAGGUCAGAACGAAAAAGGUACAGCCUUGGAAGCUCUACUCGAUGGUUAGUGGUUUACUAGUUAUAGACUUCGUCAUAUUGAUCGUAUGGCAGAUACACGAUCCCCUUCAGCGAAGGGUCAAAAUCUUUCUCCUGGAGGACCCUGAGGACUCCUUGGACGAUUCCAAAAUACGUCCCGAAUUAGAACAUUGCGAGAGUAGAAACAACAGUGUUUGGCUUGCUGUGAUAGGCGCCUACAAAGGACUGGUUUUGAUAUUCGGCCUUUUUCUGGCCUACGAGACCCGGUCCGUCAAAGUGAAACAAAUCAACGAUUCUCGCUACGUAGGGAUGAGUAUCUACAACGUGGUUAUCCUGUGCUUGAUAACGGCGCCCGUAACCAUGGUGAUCGACAGCCAACAAGAUGCCAGCUUCGCUUUUGUUGCCCUGGCGAUAGUGUUUUGUUGUUUUCUGAGUAUGGCCCUUAUCUUCGUGCCUAAGGUGAUAGAAGUCAUAAGACAUCCCAAGGAUAAGGCAGAGAGUAAAUAUAAUCCAGACGCUGGGGUAUCCAAGGAAGAUGAGGAAAAAUAUCAGAAACUGCUAAGUGAAAACGAAGAUUUACAGAGACUCAUAGCACAGAAAGAAGAAAAAAUCAAGUUGCUGCGAGACAAGCUGACAGAGAAAGAGGGCAAAACCGCCCUGCCCGUCAUCACCCAAGGUAAGGACACUCUGAUUGUGGCGGACUUCAUCACGGAUGCCGGUACUUCCGACUCCGCCUUCGGCGGAUGUACUUCCGUUUAUACGCGCUCCUCAAGAACCAGCCAGUCGGACAUAGAGUUCAGCGAGAGCUACCUCUGAUCCAAGCUAGGCCGCGAUCACUAUUCGACGGACGCCACUGCGCGGUGCAAACCCAGAAGGACGGGUCUGGUGGAAAAGGUUGAGGUGAUCAGGUCCGGAUCUGUGUUCCUGUGACCCUCAACUUUGACUUAACCCCUUAUGCCCCCUGCCCUUGUCUCUCCAAUUGGUGUUCAUACGGAAAAUAUUGCCUUGAUCUGGUGAUUUCCUGUCAGUAGCCUUGAAAUAACAGUGAGAACUGGCGGUCGUCAUCUAGUGAUCGUCGGAUAUUAACGGUACAAGAAUAGAACCUUGCAGGACCCCUCUAGAGGCCUGAGCCUACUUCCUUCGCAUGAAAUGAUAUCAGUGAUGCUUAGUCUGCCCCUUAGGGGAUGUUUAAAUUCGAAAUCAGACCGUUACUGACCUGAAAUCUCACCCCGAGUGCUUUGUCACUACUUCCAAUGUGAUGUGUAGGUGUAGAGGUAUUUCGAAAUGAAGGCCUGUCUCUAACUUUGGGCCUAAGUAUUUCGUACAUGAAUGUAUUCGAUUAUUUAUUACAUAUCUUUCCACCAUCUCCCUCAUUUUACAUCGCUGACUUCCAUAUAUAGAUAAACAAAUUUCUGCACCUACCAGUCAAUUAUCUUAGGCACGAGAAGAAACUAGAUAUCAUAAAUGUAGAGACCCUUUUUUCUGAUAAUGAUACGGACCACUUUGAAUCGAUAAUUUAAUUGAUUAUAAGUGAAUUAUCCCUUAUACAUAUCGGUCUACUUUUCUGUUCACCAAAAAAAAAAAUGUUCACCGAAUUGAAAUUGUAAAUAUAUAUUUUGUGUACCUCUCUGAGACUUGAAGUUUCUGGCUGGUUCUUGUUAAAAGAAUUUUAUAGUAAUUAGUGAGUUUCUGUUGGAAAUGUGGAGUUGUAUGCUCUUCAACAUAUUCAGAUAAGGCUCUGAACAUAGGAAUAAUAUGGAUAGAAUGGCGUUUUUUCCACCUAUUUACAAUUUAUUGUUCACGAUCCACUCUCCCGAGUGUUUAGCCUCGUGUUCUCCACUUUUCUAUAAUAGAUUGAUUGUCCUCUAAGUGAGUAGACGUUGUGCUAUUUCGCAGACGCUUUGGAGCCUCAACAAAAUGUCUCCAUUCGUGAAAGCUCAAGCUUUGUGUUGCCCUUUGCAUAUGUUUGAGUCCUGAAUAUGUUGAAGUGCAUGCCGUUUCUAUUUAGUCAGUCAUUCUGCUUUAUAGUGAAGCUUCAGCCCAUCAGCAAAUGCAUCUCGUUAUAACAUAAAGAUCUAAAAAGAACAUUCUUUGCUCCCAGCACACUGACAUUUAUGUUCUAACGAGAUAGAGUAGAUAUCUUUGAGCUGUAGUUUUGGGAGUGAAAGGUUUUUCUUUUUAGAUACUAAAGACGAACGAAUAUAACAGAGGUGACUGGAAAAACAACGGAUGGUUGUCUUGGUAAGGUAGAUAAUUGGGACUUAACAGUUGUGCAAAUACACGAUUGGUAUAGGAAGGAACCGUCGACAUCAUAAGCUGUUGUUUUCCCCGAAUUUUUUAUUCGAUAAGCGACAAUAUUAGUCUGUACAUCAUCCAGUUGUUCGAAUGAAGAUUCGAAUGUGAUCCGGCGUGGGUUUUUUCACAAUUUUAUGUGAAAAUUAUGGUUCUGCAUACAUGCAGAUGUUUUCAGUCAAUUCUCAUUCUUAUAAGAUAUAUUGAUUUUGAAUUGAUCAAACAUCACCACUAAGUUGUUGAAUAAUGUUAUCGAUAUUGAAUAUAUUUUCAUCCGUAUGUGUCGUAGAUGAAUCGAAAAUGUUAUUCGAACUAAUCUAUGCUUUUUCAUCCUUUUUAUAUUGUUCGAGAAUCUUUAUUUUUUCCUAGAGAUGAAAUCGGCUCAAUGUUUAGUGAUAUUAAUUAGGUAUAUUGAGGUUAUUAAAUGAAAGCUGAUAUAUAUUUCAGUAUGUUGAUUAUGAUAUUACAUUGAUCCUAUAUAAUGUGAGCAAUUUAAUUGUUUUUCUUUUUAUUUUAACUGUGAUACUUAAAUAAAUCUAUGUUAUAACGAGAUAAGAAUUAGGAUAAUAAACAUUAUCGAAAAGUCAUAAAUUGAAUGGUACCGUUGAUUUUGAUUUUGCUUGUUGUGAAAAUGAGAGUUGGUUCAAUUGGAAAGGGCUCAACAAACUCUGAUUUUUUCAACUUACGCUGGGUAAUCGUUGUUUCAUCAUCAAAAUAUGACAAUCUGGAAAAUUGUUGUGAUUUAUUUCAUCAUAAUUUACAUAAAAAACAUAUUUCUUCUUCUAUCUGCUUAGUUCACCUAUUGUUGAGGUCUUUCGAUAAAAGCAGUCAUUCACUUCGGAUAUGUCUGAGUUGCAAACAUAUCAACAAAAUGAAAACGAAUCGUUACCUCCUAAAUGUUCAAAACUUCCCAGUAAUCCACGAAAAAUUCAAACCAAUCGAAUUGUAUCAUUGAUAUUCUGUUUGGUUUAUAUUUUAUGUAUCUGCAAUAGUUUAUUUGUUGUUAUUAUAUAAAUAGUUGUAUUACUUCGAUGUCUAGCAAUAUGUUUAUAUGUGAAUUGUUGAAUUUUCAUUAGUUUUUUACACUUGAAAAACUUAUCGGAUCCCAAUCGUUCGAAAAAAAUUACAUUUCUCAUUUCCGCUCACCGUUUCGAAAUUAUAUACCCACCGCUGGCAAUUCUCGAACGAUUCGGAUUGGGUUCUUCGUUGAAGGGAUGGAAUUUUCAGUGGAGAACCACCCGAAGCAGGUUCAAACCCAAUAGGGCUCAAAUUGGGUUUGUAUACUGAUAUAUUGAACGAAUUUUUGUUAGUGCUCUGUUGUGUUUGAGAGUUAUACGAACUGGUGAAUAUUGAAUAGUGACUAUUUCUUGCAGUUCAACUGUUGACAUAUGUGUUCAAACCCAAUCAGAUACCUAAUCUUAUGUCAAAUUAAAUUGCAUAAAAGCA
Messenger RNA from Coccinella septempunctata (seven-spotted ladybird), 5856 nucleotides. It is a transcript of the gene GABA-B-R1, whose product is annotated as gamma-aminobutyric acid type B receptor subunit 1. Bases 385 to 2934 code for a protein of 849 amino acids. Gene Ontology annotation, cellular component: G protein-coupled receptor heterodimeric complex; membrane. The record is from RefSeq and is a predicted model, not a curated record. Gene Ontology annotation, biological process: gamma-aminobutyric acid signaling pathway; G protein-coupled receptor signaling pathway. NCBI's taxonomy places the organism in Eukaryota, Metazoa, Arthropoda, Insecta, Coleoptera, Coccinellidae. The transcript is spliced from 14 exons. Gene Ontology annotation, molecular function: G protein-coupled GABA receptor activity.